Molecule: messenger RNA, 1887 nt
Organism: Perca fluviatilis (European perch)
Lineage: Eukaryota; Metazoa; Chordata; Actinopteri; Perciformes; Percidae
Product: thyroid hormone receptor alpha
Exons: 9
Coding region: 416-1666 (416 amino acids)
Biological process (GO): thyroid hormone receptor signaling pathway; cell differentiation; positive regulation of transcription by RNA polymerase II
Molecular function (GO): zinc ion binding; nuclear receptor activity; RNA polymerase II cis-regulatory region sequence-specific DNA binding
Source: RefSeq, a predicted model, not a curated record
UAUGCUUCACCCUGUGAAGCCUCCAGAGAAGUAGAGCUACACGCGGAGCAGGAGAAGUUCUUGGAAGCCUCAUCAGCUUUUUUCAUACUCUGGAGGCAAAGCAUUAAGAACUCCUUGGCAGAUUCAACCCAGAGCUUUAUGAACCUUGGAAAGUUUGAAGACUAAACACUGAGAAUCCGUAUUGUGUGACAGCGGAGAGAAAAAGACCAGGGAAAGCAUUAAGUAAAGAGAAGAAUGCAUCGCUUUCUUAUGCUUCCACUGAUGUCCUGCCCGCCAUGCUCCUCUCAGCCAAUCGCUGCCCAGAUUCUCCGAUGGCUGUCUAUUGAAGGGGCCGCCGGCGAAUGCUGAGCAGGCUGGCGAAGUCGAGGUCUGCCUCACUGUCCUGUGAUUGGCCGCUGGACGGGACUGAGGCUACAUGGAGCCAAUGUCCAACAAGCAGGAUAGCAACUCAUCAGAGGGAGAGGAGAAAGGGUGGCCAGAUGUGCCAAAGAGAAAGAGUAAGAACAGCCAGUGUUCGGUGAAGAGCGUGUCUGCUCUUAGUGUCUCUGUUCCAGGGUACAUCCCCAGCUACCUGGAGAAGGAUGAGCCGUGCGUGGUGUGUGGGGACAAGGCGACCGGCUACCACUACCGCUGCAUCACCUGCGAGGGUUGCAAGGGUUUCUUCCGCAGGACCAUCCAGAAGAACCUCCAUCCAGCUUACUCCUGUAAAUAUGAAGGCUGCUGCAUCAUUGACAAGAUCACCCGCAACCAGUGCCAACUGUGCCGCUUUAAGAAGUGCAUCGCUGUGGGCAUGGCCAUGGACUUGGUGUUGGACGACUCAAAGCGCGUGGCCAAGCGGCGUCUGAUCGAGGAGAAUCGACAGAAAAGAAAGAGGGAGGAGAUGGUGCGGACGCUGCAAACGAGGCUGGAGCCAAACACGGCAGAGUGGGAGCUGAUCAGGAUGGUAACCGAGGCCCACCGGCAAACCAACGCCCAGGGCGCCAGCUGGAAACAGAAGCGCAAGUUCCUGUCGGAUGACAUUGGCCAGGGCCCGAUGCUGCCCACUUCCGAAGGAGAUAAGGUGGACCUGGAAGCCUUCAGCGAGUUUACCAAGAUCAUGACCCCCGCCAUCACGCGCGUCGUCGACUUUGCCAAGAAGUUGCCCAUGUUCUCAGAGCUGCUUUGUGAAGACCAGAUCAUCCUGUUGAAAGGCUGCUGCAUGGAGAUCAUGUCGUUGCGCGCCGCCGUGCGCUACGAUCCGGACAGCGAGACGCUGACGCUCAACGGCGAGAUGGCCGUGAAGCGUGAGCAGCUGAAGAACGGCGGGUUGGGCGUGGUGUCAGACGCCAUCUUUGAUUUGGGCAAGAGCCUGGCUCAGUUCAACCUGGAUGACUCGGAGGUGGCUCUGAUGCAGGCGGUGCUGCUCAUGAGCUCAGACCGGUCGGGGCUGACCAGUAUGGAGAAAAUAGAGCAGUGCCAAGAGGCCUACCUGCUGGCGUUCGAGCACUACAUCAACUACCGCAAGCACAACAUUCCCCACUUCUGGCCCAAACUGCUGAUGAAGGUGACGGACCUGCGCAUGAUCGGAGCUUGCCACGCCAGCCGCUUCCUCCAUAUGAAGGUGGAGUGUCCCAACGAACUCUUUCCUCCGCUCUUCCUGGAGGUCUUCGAGGAUCAGGAAGUGUGACUCGAAGAACGUUAAAAAGCACGGCACCCCUUAAAAAGAACCCUGGAAGGAAAUAAAUUAGGGGGUGUCUGUGGCAGAGGUGGAAGUGUGGGGUAAGAACAAGAGUGGGGAAAAACAAAUAGAUUUUUUUAUUUUUUUCAGGGGAAACAUGCCCUGUAAACUUCUUUUUGUCCCUUUUUUUUCUGUAACACCCUCAAAAGGUCCAGCACCUCCCAUCAGCA